AUGUCUAUUUAUUCAAAAACUUUCCCAUCUGUCAAGCAGUUGACUAAAACUUUACUUGAAGAACUUCUUAUUAUUCAAAAUAAGGCACAUCAAGUUCAAGCAGCCCGUGAGCGAGAAAAGCAAAUUGCAUUAUUAAGUUACCAAAAACUUACUGGGAUAAAACAAGGUAAAGAUGUCCGUGAAUUGGAAUCAAAAUUGAAAAAGUUAAAUGAAACUACAGAAGCAGUUGAACAUAAGGAAUUACAUGACAGUCAUAUCUUGAAAGACUACGUUCAACAGAAGGAAAUGAGUGUGCACCAAAGACAAAAUUUACAUAACAUGGUUACUUUCUUAAACAGUCAACGGGUGUAUAUUGAAUUAUUAGAAAGAUAUAACCCAGGAUUAACUAUGUCUCAAGAAGAUAAUGUCAGAAAGACCGCCAACAAGGUGGGUUUAAGUGUGCCACAAUAA
Messenger RNA from Spathaspora passalidarum NRRL Y-27907, 450 nucleotides. RefSeq lists its product as uncharacterized. Gene Ontology annotation, biological process: mitochondrial proton-transporting ATP synthase complex assembly. The record is from RefSeq and is a predicted model, not a curated record. The coding region runs from base 1 to 450 and encodes 149 amino acids. Lineage: Eukaryota; Fungi; Ascomycota; Pichiomycetes; Serinales; Debaryomycetaceae. The transcript has a single exon. Gene Ontology annotation, cellular component: mitochondrial matrix.